AUGGAUCCGGUCUUGCUCGAGGAUUGUUUCGGGCGCUAUUCGUCGGACUCGACUUGCCCAUCGCGCGGUGUUUUCUCCUUUGCUCCAUUAGUGAUUCUCUGGAUUACUCUACCAUUUCAAUGUUACCAACUCUCGACUCGACAACGGAAAAAACGCAUCCGCACCGGUUGGCUGCACAAUGCUAGAUUGCUCGGUUUCCUUGUGCUUUUCGUCUCGGAGGCUUUCGUUUUGUUCUGGUCGACGAUCCAACAAAUUUCCGUGAUUCGAUUGGCGUUGGCUGGUUUUAACGUCGCGUCAUACACUCUCUCCCUCAACCUUUACCUUCAAUUUCAUCAACGCGGCUUCGUCUACAAUCUCUCUUUAUGUCUAACAUUCGGUCUUCUUUCUACUACACAAAUCAUUGAUUUCAUCGUUUUGCUUUUCGAGCGUCCACUUUAUGAGCAAAACUUUCCCAUACAAGCAUUGGCUGUGAUGGCGGAAACGGCACUCCUCACCGCGUCCGAUCGAUCCAAUAAGCACAAGGAUGAUUUGAAAACCUCUCCUGAAGAGCAUGCUGGUUUCUUGUCAAAGCUCUUUAUGCAAUGGGUUACACCAUUAGUGAGUACUGGAUCUCGAAAAGCCCUUGAAACUGAUGAUCUUUACCCGUUGCACAGUGAGACAAAAUGUGAGCGUUUAAUGCCAAAAUGGGAGGAGAAUUGGCAUCGACGGCAAUACGAAUGCGCUCAAAUCGGCAAAGAGCCUUCAAUAGCUUGGGCUCUCUUCUCAAUGUAUCGCACGAAAUGGUUAUGUAUGAUGUCAUUAAGAGCCAUUGCUGAUUUUCUCAACUUUAUGAAUCCAAUUUUGCUCAAAUAUCUUCUCGAUUUCAUCGCUGAUCCAAGCGCGCCAUUCUCUUUGGGAAUCGGCAUCGCGCUUUGUAUGUUCAUGAUGGCCGAGAUUCGAUCACUUUUGAUGAAUAAGUUCAUCUACUCAGUCACCGUCUAUGCAGUAAAACUUCAAAAUAUGCUCAUAAAUUGCGUUUUUCGAAAGACUCUUCGUUUAUCCCCAAUGGCAAGAAGCUCACGAACAGUUGGUGAAAUUGUGAACUUUAUGGCGAUCGAUGUGGAGAAGUUGAUUCAAGUCCUGCCAUUUAUACAUAAUAUUUGGUCAACACUGCUACAAAUCACAAUCGCAAUGGUGUUCCUCUGCUUUGUGCUUGGUCCACCAGCAAUUGGUGGAAUUUGCAUUAUGCUAAUGUUUUUCCCGAUCAAUUACUACAGUUCUCGCUAUCAAAAACGCUGUCAAAUCGCUCAAAUGAAAGUGAAAGAUACACGGGUGAAAAUGUGCAAUGAGGUGCUUUCUGGGAUUAAAUUGAUCAAAUUAUACGCCUGGGAGGAAGCAUUUGAAGAAAAAAUCAAUAAAAUGAGAGAAGAUGAGGUGUAUCAACUUCGAAAAGCGGCACUUGUCGGUCGAGCGGUUGACGCGGCGAAUGCUGCUGCGCCUUUCUUGGUAGCUGUGGUCUCUUUUGGAACUUAUGUCUUAUGGUCAGAAGAAAACAUUCUCACUCCACAAAAAGCUUUCGUUUCAUUGGCGAUCUUCAAUCAAAUUCGACAACCGAUGAGAAUUAUGGCUCAAUUCAUCAAUAACCUUGUACAGGCUUCCGUCUCUGAAAAACGUCUCAAACGUUUCUUAAAUGCUGACGAGAUUUGCAAGCAGAAAUGGGAAAGUGCCGACCCGGAAUACUCGAUUCAAAUGAAAGAUGUAACAAUGAAUUGGCGUGGUCCUACUUACCCGAUUGAUCUAUCAUCGAUCUCUUUUGAUGUACAAAUGGCUACUCUAACAACGAUUGUUGGAACAGUUGGCAGCGGGAAGAGCAGCCUUUUAGCGGCGAUUCUUGGCGAAAUGAACCUCCUUGAUGGAACUGUCCGUUUGACUGGUCGAAUCGGCUACGUUCCGCAGCAACCCUGGCUCCAGAAUGUCUCUAUGCGUGAAAAUAUUAUCUAUGGCCGAAAAUUCGACAAAUUUCUCUAUAAAAAGAUAGUUGACGCUUGCGAACUUCAGCCGGAUUUCUCCAUUUUCCCCCAAGGGGAUUUGACUGAAGUUGGCGAAAAUGGUGUCACUCUCUCUGGCGGACAAAAGGCUCGACUCGGCUUGGCUCGGGCUUUGUAUCAGGAAGCCGACGUUUACUUACUUGACGAUGUUCUUUCGGCAGUUGACGCUCACGUUGGUGCGCAUGUCUUUGAAAAAGUGAUUAGUAAUCGUGGUUUACUUGCUGGAAAGACUCGAAUCUUGGUCACGCACGGAUUACAAUACACCCAGGAAGCUGACAACAUUGUCGUGAUGAAGGAUGGUCGAAUCAUCGAGCAAGGCGCUUUCAACGAGUUGCGUGUUCAAAAUGGUCAAUUCAAUGAGCUUUUACAAGAGUACAAUAAAGCGCAAAAGGAGUUAGAAGAUGAGGAAAAGACCGAGAGUGAAACUGAUCCAGAAGACGGAAAUCCGGCAAUGCUGUCAGCAAAACGGAGAACCCGUUUGAGUUCAUCGAUGUCAGAGAAAAGCUCAAAACGAAUCGCUUUUGUUGAACCGAAAAUGAACAAACCGGAAAAAGUGGCCACUGGAAGAGUACACAUCUCUGUCUACGGAUCGUUCAUGAAAGCGGCGACACUCAAAUUCUCGAUCUCAUUCUUCGCUUUCCUCCUUUUGCACUAUUGUUUCUUGGCGUCAAGGAGCGUUUGGUUGUCACAGUGGUCCGACUCAGCAGCAUCAGCACCGAAAAACGCGAGUCAAACGGUCUUCAAUCGUUUAAGUGUUUACACGCUUUUAGGAGUGCUAGAGGUAAUCGCUAUCAUCUUGGCCCUAACUUUCCUCGUGUUGUCGAUGCAAGCCGCCUCUUUACGCCUGCAUCGGCCUCUUUUAAAUAGCAUUUUGAGAUCGCCAAUGCAAUUCUUUGACACGACACCGAUUGGCCGUAUUUUGACGAGAUUAAGUCGGGACUUGGAAGUGGUCGACUCGCAAUUACCACAAAAUUUGCGUCAAUUCGUUCAGUGCUCGAUGCAAGUUCUCAUGAUCUUGUGUAUGAUCUCCUACUCGACUCCGCUCUUUGUACUCACAAUUAUCCCGCUUUUCUUCAUUUAUUUCUUGAUUUUGAGAUACUUUAUCCCCAACCGCUCGCCAAUUGAAGCGAUUAGAAAUAUCGUCGGAGCGACUUCGAUUCGAGCCUAUGGAAAAGUCGAAGACACAUGCAAUUCUUUUGGCUACUUUGUCGACAAUUUCAUUCAGUGUCGACAUUUGACAUUGGCAACGAAUAGAUGGCUGGGAAUACGUCUCGAAUUGUUGGGCAAUACGACGGUGCUGAUGGCGGCAUUGAUGGCGGUUUUAUCCACUCGUUUCACUGAGAUCACCCCGGGUCUUGUCGGUCUCUCCGUUUCAUUUGCGUUGAGUAUCACUGAACAACUUAAUUUGGCUGUACGAAUGCUGUCGGAUUUGGAGACGAAUAUCGUCUCAGUUGAGCGAAUAAAGGAGUACACUGGAAUGGAUGAAGAGAUGGAAUGGUACUCGGAUUGUCCACCGGAUGUGGAAUGGCCAAGUAAAGGACGGAUCACUUGGGGAGAUUACUCAACGAAAUAUCGAGAAAACCUGCCGCUUGUCGUGAAGAAUCUCUCGGCUACGAUCGCCCCUGGAGAGAAAGUGGCCGUUGUGGGAAGAACUGGAUCGGGAAAAUCCAGUCUAACUCUUGGUUUAUUCCGUUUGGUUGAGCCGACUGAUGGGAGAAUCACAAUCGACAACAUCGACAUUUACAACAUUGGAUUGCAUGACUUGAGAGCCAAGCUGACAAUCAUUCCACAAGAACCAGUUCUCUUCUCUGGCCCGCUCCGCUUCAAUCUUGAUCCAUUCGGGAAAUAUUCGGAUGCUGACUUGUGGUCAGCGCUUGAAUCUUGCCAAUUAAAAGAAUUCGUUGAACGACAAACGGAGACUCUUGACUAUUUGAUUGCGGAAGGUGGAAAGAAUAUGAGUGUCGGUCAACGCCAACUCGUUUGUUUGGGAAGAGCAAUUUUGCGAAAGGGGAAAAUCGUAAUAUUGGAUGAAGCUACAGCAGCUGUUGAUGUUGCGACUGAUGCUCUAGUUCAAAAAGUGAUCCGCGAGAAAUUCGCCGACUCUACGGUCAUCGCCAUCGCUCAUCGGCUGAAUACGGUGGCUGGGUAUGAUCGAAUAAUGGUGCUUGAGAAAGGCGAGCUGGCCGAGUUCGACACCCCGCAACGACUUUUGGCUGACAAAAGCUCUCGAUAUUCUCGAAUGAUCGAGAAAUCAAAGCAUCAC
This is a messenger RNA of Mesorhabditis belari, 4290 nucleotides long. Lineage: Eukaryota; Metazoa; Nematoda; Chromadorea; Rhabditida; Rhabditidae. The record is from the annotation of a GenBank genome assembly.